AUGCCUCAUACCAGGGAAAUUAAAUUAGGGGACGUAUGGCGUACUUGCAACAAAAUAAGAGCUGCAGUUUUUCGUAUGGGCAUAAAUUUAUUCGAAUAUUUUCAACCACUAGACCCUCACAAAAACAGUUUGAUUUCAGAAUCACAAUUUAUUUCUGUCAUAAAUGGACAAUUAAGAGCCACAAUUGGUUUAUCGGAACAAGAAGUUGCUGAACUAGCUGAUUAUUUUCGGGUUCCAGAUGGAAGGAUAUAUUAUACCCAGUUAUGCGAAGUUAUACACAAUAGUGUACCGCAAUUUAGUAGCAACGCCCCUCUGGUAACAGGAUUAGAAUGGGAAAAUCCAUUGCACACAAAUCGAUUGAGUAUAAGCGAAGAAAGACGUCUAAGCGUUUUGUUAACCAAAAUUGCUUCACUGGUUAACUUGAAAAAGAUAAUUUUCAGACCAUAUUUUCAAGAUUACGAAUUAGUAUCUAAAAAUAAUGGUACCGUGACCAUUGCUCAUUUCGCCAGGAUUUUAGCUUACUUAGAAAUACUCCUUUCCGCCGACGAUUUCAAUCUUUUAGUCAAGAAAUAUAUGAAAGAUUGUUACACCGUCAAUUACUAUGCUUUUAUAUCAUCGAUUAAUGAAAUUGUUAAUUAUUUAAACGCGCACGGUAUUUUAGAUAUUUGCGGGGAUGUGAUGAGUCUCUUUCCAGGAAGGGUGAUUAACGCCGAAUUACCAAAAUUACCACGGCCGGAAAUAGGUAAAAUUAUGGCUGCAAGAAUUUUUGGUAAACAGAAUAUAUUUCAUCCAGUAUUGAACGAUCCCAAAAAAAUUGAACACAUCUUAACCACGAUGUCCAAUUUACAAGAUCACGUUCUGAAAAACCGGUUGAGAGUCUGCGAAUUUUUUAAGGAUUUUGAUCCAUUAAACUGCGGUAGAAUAACAAAUUCCCAAUUCCAUCGAGGUUUGGACGCUUUGGUAUUAGCUGGUAAACAGAGAUUUUUUUUGUCACUUCCCGAUGUAGAAGCAGUAACUAAUCAAUAUCGAGAUCCAUGCGAUCCGAAUAGAGUGUGCUGGAAAACUUUUGAAGACGACAUCGACCACGUUUUCACGGUUAAAGGUUUGGAAAAAAUGCCUUCGUUAGUAGUUGAUCCGCCUCCGCAAGCUGUUCGUGAUUUACCAAGAUUAGGUGGCAAGAAUUGGCAAUCAGUUAAUACAAGAAGUAGAGACUUAUGUGAAGACGCAGUUGAUAAAGUUAAACAAAAAAUCGUACACAGACGAAUAUUGUUAAAACCAGUUUUCAGAGAUUUCGAUAAGCAUAACAACGGUCACGUGAGUAGAUCUCAAAUGAGACAAGCACUCCAUUCGAAUGGUAUCCUUUUGUCCGACGACGAAUUAUUCGCUUUGGAAGAGCGAUAUCGUAACGACAUGGGAUUCAAUUAUUUCUGGUUUUUGAAAGAUGUAGAAUCUCGACCUGUUGAACCUCUGUAUAUUAAAUUCCUAGAAGACCGAAAUAAAGUAAAUGCCGAGCAUCCGAAGAAGAAACCAACGAGACAAGAAAAGGAUAUUGUCUUAAUCAUGGCGAAGAUUAAAGGAAAAGUGGUGAGAGAACGAAUAAGAGUUAUGGAGUUUCUUCGAGACUUCGAUCGUUCGAAUUCUUUAGUUAUCAGUAGAGAAGAUUUCCGAAGAGGUUUGUCGGUGUGUCGUUUCGAAUUGACUGAAAACGAAGUUGAAACUUUGAUGGACGUAUUUGCUUCUCCGACGAGGAAGGGCUGCGUCGAUUAUAAACGUUUUUCUGAUACCGUCGAAGAAUCUUUUACGCAACAAUGCUUAGAAAGGGCUCCUCUAAUCGUACCCAUCCAACACGUACCCACCAGAGAUUGCGAAAAGAAUUUCCUCAACUUCGACGAAAGGAUCAAAGUAUCCGUGGCUCUACAGAAAUUGGCCAAAAAACCCGAUCUACAAAUGAAUUUGUCUUCUGUGUUGUCGGACUUUGAUAAAUCCAAUUGCGGAACUGUAUCACAAACGGCGUUCUUAAAAGCACUCACCCUUAGAGGAAUGGAUAGAUUGAUAUCCAGAAACGAGUUCGACACUAUUUGCAAAUGCUUCACUUUCGAGAGAGGUAUGAGAGAUGAAGUCGAUUACAGAGCGUUUAUGAAAGCUUUAGAUAUCAUAUAUGCCACCGAAAAGUAUAACCCGUUCUAA
Molecule: messenger RNA, 2187 nt
Organism: Diorhabda sublineata
Lineage: Eukaryota; Metazoa; Arthropoda; Insecta; Coleoptera; Chrysomelidae
Exons: 13
Coding region: 1-2187 (728 amino acids)
Molecular function (GO): calcium ion binding
Source: RefSeq, a predicted model, not a curated record